AUGGCUGAGUUUUUAUUUCCUGGUACCAACAACUUCCGUAAGUUCACCUUGGAAUCCUUGGCUGCUAUUGAAAAGAGAAUUGAUGCCAAGAGGACUUGUCGAAGAAAUACUGCAGACCAGAAACCCGAAGAAAAAACACGCCCUCAACUGGACCUAAAAGCUUUCCAGAAGUUACCUGCUCUCUAUGGAAAUCCUCCACCGGAGCUCAUUGGGGAACCCCUGGAAGAUCUUGAUCCCUACUACAAAGAUCGCAAAGUUUUCAUAGUGCUGAACAAACAGAAAACCAUCUUCAGAUUUACUGCUACACGUGCCUUAUGGAUCCUGAGCCCUUUCCAUCCACUCCGAAGAACAGCAAUUAAAAUUUUAGUACAUUCAUAUCCUUUUUUAUUCACCUGGUUUAUUAUAUGCACUAUUUUAACUAACUGCGUGUUCAUGGCUCAGACUGAGUCAUCUAAGGCUUCUCAAUCUCCUUCUUGGAGCAAGUAUAUUGAACUCACUUUCACUGGCAUUUACACUUUUGAAUCACUGAUAAAGAUACUGGCAAGAGGAUUCUGCCUAAAUGAGUUCACUUUCCUUCGUGAUCCAUGGAACUGGUUGGAUUUCAGUGUUAUCGUUAUGGCAUAUGUGGGAGCAUUUAGUAAACUGGGGAGUGUGUCAGUCCUUCGGACAUUUAGGGUUUUAAGAGCUUUAAAAACUAUUUCUGUAGUUCCAGGACUCAAGAUCAUUGUAGGUGCUCUCAUCCAGUCUGUUAAGAAACUUGCUGAUGUGAUGAUCCUGACAGUUUUCUGCCUGAGUGUCUUUGCCCUCAUUGGCCUCCAGCUUUUUAAGGGAAACCUGAGACAAAAGUGUAUCAGGAACUACACAAAGAUCAAUGAAACUGUUUAUGCUGAUAACAGAACAUGGGACUCCUUUGAAAUGUUUAUUAAUGAUACAGCAAACUUGGCUAGGAAGGAGGGCACCCCAGAUAUUUUACUAUGUGGUUCUGGUGCUGGGACCUGCCCUUCAGGAUUUAUAUGCCAGAAGGUUGGGUCCAAUCCUGAUUAUGGUUUCACCAGUUUUGAUACAUUUGGCUGGGCCUUUCUUUCCUUGUUUCGGCUGAUGACACAGGACUGCUGGGAGCGCCUCUAUCAGCAGACGCUCAGAGCCUCUGGGAAGGUCUAUAUGCUCUUCUUUAUGCUGGUCAUCUUUCUGGGCUCAUUUUAUCUAGUCAACUUGAUUCUGGCAGUGGUAACGAUGGCAUAUGAAGAUCAGAACAAGGCCACCAUUGCUGAAACUGAGGCAAAGGAAAGGAAAUUUCGGGAGGCCAUGGAAUUAAUACAGAAAGAACAAGAGUCACUGGCCAUUAGAGGAAUUGAUAUCAUGUCAAUUUGCUCCUUUGAAGUCUCUUCUUUGUCACCUAAAGAAAUCAAAGAAAGAAGCAAUAGGAAAAAGAGAAAUAAGUCCCUGGGGAUAGAAGAUUAUGAAGAAGAGCAAUUUUCCAAAUCAGAAUGCACAGACAGUCAACGAAAGUUGCAGCCAGAUGUAAAUGAGGAGAACAGCAUGAUGCAUUUGCAUCCUCAUCUGUCAGUGGAGCACUUUAAUGAGGCACUUCAAAGACAAAGGGCAGCAAGUGCAGUCAGCAUAAUUACCAGUGUCUUGGAGGAACUUGAAGAAUCCCAGUGGAGAUGCCCUCCCUGCCUGAAAAAAUUUGCUUUAAAGUAUCUUAUUUGGGACUACUGUCCGCUUUGGUUGAGAAUCAAGAAAAAAGUGGCUGCUUUCAUAAAGGAUCCUUUUAUUGAUCUCACCAUCACCGUCUGCAUUGUGAUGAACACUUUGUUCAUGGCACUGGAGCACAAUAACAUGUCAGAUAAUUUUAAAUCAAUGCUUAAUGUAGGCAACUUGAUUUUUACAGGAAUCUUCACUGCAGAAAUGAUCUUGAAAAUCAUUGCUCUAGAUCCCUAUUAUUAUUUUCAGCAGCCCUGGAAUAUUUUUGACUGUGUAAUUGUCACAUUGAGCUUAAUUGAACUGAGCCUUCCCAAGCACAAGAGCAAGAAAGAAAGGAGAAAAGGAGGAACCAUGACAGUUUUACGAUCCUUCAGAUUGCUAAGGGUCUUCAAACUGGCAAAGUCCUGGCCAACUUUAAACACUCUUAUUAAAAUCAUUGGUAACUCCAUGGGUGCCCUGAGUAAUCUGACCUUCGUCCUGGCAAUCAUAGUUUUUAUUUUUGCUAUAGUAGGGGUGCAACUUUUUGGGAGAAGUUAUGGGGACAACUGUGAUAAAAUAGCUAAAAAUGGCAAACCACGCUGGCAUAUGAUGGACUUUUUCCACUCAUUCCUCGUAAUUUUCCGAAUUCUGUGUGGAGAAUGGAUUGAGACCAUGUGGGAUUGCAUGGUGGUAGCUGAAAAACCAUUGUGCCUCGUUGUGUUUUUGCUGGUCAUGGUGAUAGGAAAUUUGGUGGUUCUCAACCUGUUCAUUGCGCUAUUAUUGAAUUCCUUCAGCACUGAUUCUCUCCAGACAACAGAAGAUGAUGGAGAGAUGAAUAAUCUUCGGACUGCCUUUGCUCGGAUUCACAAGGGAUUUCACCUUGUAAAGAGCAUUAUGUGGGAUAACUGUUGCAGAAAGCUCAAGCAUCUGAAAAAAGCACAUGGAAAGAAAAUUAAAUUGACUGCCCAGAACCAGCUUGGUUUUGGAACAAAAGAAAUGCAUUGUAACGAGAAUUAUAUUAAUGAAAGGGUUGAGAAAAAUGAGGACAAAUACUCCAGUCUGGAAGAUUUUAUUAACAACCCCAAUAUAUUUGUUUGUGUCCCUAUUGCUGAGGCAGAGAAUACCAGUGAGGGUUUUGAAGAAGAAGAUAAGCUGAGUACAUUUACAGUCACAGAAUACAACAAAAAGUUCGACAGUGUCAGCUCUUCUGAAGGCAGUACCGUGGAUCUGACGAAUCCUGAGGAUCUUUUGAGGCAGAUUCCAGAGUUUGCUGAAGAUUUUAAGAACCCAGAUAUGUGUUUUCCAGAAGGCUGCGUUCGACACUUUCGUUGUUAUGCGGGUAGAGCCAUGAACUUGGGAGGACAAACAUGGUGGAACCUGAGGAAAACUUGCUUCCGAAUUGUUGAACACUCCUGGUUUGAAUCCUUUAUCAUAUUCAUGAUUCUUCUGAGCAGUGGAACCUUGGCAUUUGAAGAUAUCCAUUUAAGCAAGAGAACGCGUGUAAAAAUUAUGUUGGCAUUUCUUGACAAAAUAUUCACUUUCAUCUUUGUUCUGGAGAUGCUUCUGAAAUGGGUGGCUUAUGGCUUCAAGAAGUACUUCACCAAUGCCUGGUGCUGGCUGGACUUCCUCAUUGUACAUAUUUCUUUAAUAAAUAUCAUAGGGAGUUCACUUGAGUAUAUGAAAUCUCUGAGGACUCUCCGAGCUCUGAGACCCUUGAGAGCGUUGUCACGAUUUGAAGGGAUGAGGGUCGUGGUCAAUGCCCUCGUGGGAGCUAUCCCUUCCAUCAUGAAUGUCCUACUCGUCUGUCUCAUCUUCUGGCUCAUCUUUAGCAUCAUGGGAGUGAACCUGUUUGCUGGAAAGUUUGGGAAGUGUGUCAAUUUGACAGAAGAAGAUUCAGAAUUAAAUAGUUCUAUUAAUGACAUAACAGACUGUAAAAAUUACAAUAAUACAGGAAAAAUAUACUGGAUCAAUGUCAAAGUGAAUUUUGAUAAUGUUGGCUCUGGUUAUCUGGCUCUUCUGCAGGUGGCAACAUUUAAAGGUUGGAUGGAAAUUAUGUACGCAGCAGUAGAUUCGCGAGAGAAAAAUGAACAGCCCAAAAUGGAACAUAGUCUAUUUAUGUAUCUCUACUUUGUGAAUUUCAUCAUCUUUGGGUCUUUCUUUACCCUGAAUCUCUUUGUUGGUGUUAUUAUUGACAACUUCAACCAACAAAAGAAAAAGAUAAGUGGGGAAGAUAUCUUUAUGACAGAAGAACAGAAAAAAUAUUACAAUGCAAUGAAAAAACUAGGAUCCAAGAAACCUCAAAAGCCUAUCCCAAGACCAUUGAACAAAUACCAAGGGUUCCUUUUUGACACUGUAACACGUCAAGCCUUCGAUGUCAUCAUCAUGAUUCUUAUCUGCCUCAACAUGGUCACCAUGAUGGUGGAAACGGAUGACCAAAGCGAAAAGAAGUCUUACGUUCUUAAUAAAAUCAAUAUACUUUUUGUUGCUAUCUUUACUGCAGAAUGUGUAUUGAAAUUGGUGGCUCUGAGGCAAUACUAUUUCUCAAAUGCUUGGAACAUAUUUGAUUUGGUCGUGGUGAUCAUGUCACUUAUUGCUUUAUUGCUUUCUGGCAUUGGUAAAGCAUUUGAACAUUUCUUGCCACCUACGCUCUUCAGAGUCAUUCGCUUGGCUCGAAUUGGACGAAUACUAAGGCUCAUCCGAGCUGCCAAAGGAAUUCGAACUCUCCUUUUUGCCUUAAUGAUGUCCCUGCCUGCUCUGUUCAACAUCGGCCUCUUGCUUUUUCUGGUCAUGUUCAUUUAUGCCAUUUUUGGCAUGGCUAACUUUGCUUAUGUGAAGUUGGAAGAUGGUAUUGAUGAUAUGUUCAACUUCCAAACCUUUGCUAACAGCAUGCUCUGUCUCUUCCAAAUCACAACCUCGGCUGGCUGGGAUGGACUGCUCAGUCCCAUUUUAAGCACUGGACCACCGUAUUGUGAUCCGAACAUAAGUGGUGUAGUAGGUGAAUGUGGUAAACCUGCCAUAGGCAUUAUUUAUUUUGUAAGUUACAUCAUUAUAUCAUUCCUCAUUGUUGUAAACAUGUACAUAGCUGUUAUUUUAGAGAACUUCAAUGCUGCCACUGAGGAAAGUGCAGAGCCUCUAGGUGAGGAUGACUUUGACAUCUUUUAUGAAGUUUGGGAGAAGUUUGAUCCUGAAGCAAGUCAGUUUAUAACUUUCUCUGCACUUUCAGACUUUGCAGAUGCUCUGGCUGAACCUUUACGUGUACCUAAACCAAACAAAGUUGAACUCAUAUCAAUGGACCUGCCCAUGGUCAGUGGGGAUAGGAUCCAUUGCUUGGAUAUUUUAUUUGCUUUUACUAAACGAGUGUUGGGAGACUCUGGGGAAAUGGACGCUCUGAAAGUGCAGAUGGAGCAAAAGUUCAUGGCUGCCAAUCCUUCCAAAGUAUCUUACGAGCCAAUUUCCACUACACUUAGACACAAACAAGAAGAAGUUUGUGCCACUGUCAUCCAACGUGCAUACCGGAGUCAUUUGCUUCAACGCUUCAUAAAGCAGGCUUCUUACUUGUACCAUCGCAGAACUUGCAGUGGUGAUGUUCUUGGAGAGGAUGCUCCAGAAAAGGAAGGACUUAUUGCAUCUAUGAUGGAUGAAAACUAUGGUAGGAGUCCAGACAAGUCUGAAACUUUGUCCUCAGCAUCUCUUCCUCCAUCAUAUGACAGCGUCACAAGAGCCAGUAGUGGCAAUCUCAUGAUUGAGAAUGAAGAAUUUGUAGAUAAUCAACAAUCUUCAGAUAUUAAAUAG
Molecule: messenger RNA, 5475 nt
Organism: Tinamus guttatus (white-throated tinamou)
Lineage: Eukaryota; Metazoa; Chordata; Aves; Tinamiformes; Tinamidae
Source: RefSeq, a predicted model, not a curated record